This is a messenger RNA of Trypanosoma cruzi, 2589 nucleotides long. RefSeq lists its product as uncharacterized. Lineage: Eukaryota; Euglenozoa; Kinetoplastea; Trypanosomatida; Trypanosomatidae. The transcript has a single exon. The coding region runs from base 1 to 2589 and encodes 862 amino acids. The record is from RefSeq and is a predicted model, not a curated record.
AUGUCUCAGUUCGCGAGGGUGCCUGCAGGAGAUUCUCAGCGGAAUACCGUUACCUCUGAUUUGUACGAUCAACGCGAUCUUCAGGAAAAGGCGUUAGAAACAUGGGAGAAACAAAAACGCAUAUGGGCCGCUGUGCAGGAGAAGAUCCGCCGCCGCGUCGGCAACAACGGCCAGAUACGUGGAGCCUGCAUGAACAUGUCACAAGGGGCUUACCGGGCUCGUGUGCGUGAGGAAGAGGUUGCGGUGGUAAACAACGCGACCCCAUCUCACGUCUUUUCAGGGUAUUACACGUGGGAAAGUACGCUGCGUACCACCGAAGAUAACGGGGCCAUUCGAUAUGUCAAAGCGGGACAAACGAACUUUCCAUACGCGUUGUACGGGAAGCUAACGGACAAACGGCGUCUGGAUGUGGAGCACCUGACAAAUACCCGCGUCGUCUUCCCAGAAGAGCAAAUUCUGAAUGAGGCGACAAGCAGGGAGUUGCAGCGGCCAUCCACGGGUGCAUUCCCAGUCUCCUUCCGUGACUCGAGCUACUACAAAGAGAGGUUUAAGCAAUAUUACCCGCUGAUUGAACGGAAUAUGCCCCACUUAUUGUUACCGCGGGCCUAUUUGGAGGUGUGUGGCCAGCCACCCCCAUGGACGUCCAAGCCGGAGGAUAAGGUUGCGGCGGCGAGGAAAUCUCUGCCGGCUGUCGCGCACGUGCCGCCACCGUCACCCAAAGGGAAACAACAGCAAGUGCUGCAAAAAGAGCAGAAUGGACAAGAGAAGAGCUGCUCUCACGGUGUGGAGGAAACAGACAGUAAGGGGGAGAGCAAAGAUGUCAACUUCACCGUGUCCACGGAGGAAACUGUUGCGGGGGCUCCGUCUUUGGAGAUUUCCACAUCACGUGUCCUCUUUUUUGCACGGCCAGGGGAACUUGCCCAUGGUACAGUGAAGAUUCAUAACAACGGCACGACGACGGUAUACUACAGUUGGGCACCGUUUCAACCGGCCACCGCCCUGGAUGGCAAAAUUGGCAAUGAAAAGGUUGACAGUGAGGUGGAGAAGAAGGAGGAGGAAGAAGAGAAGAAAGGCCGCGAUGAAACGAUUUAUGAAGAAAAGGCCGGGUUCUUCUCGUUGGAGAGUUCGAAAGAAAAGGAGGAGGUGCCAGUGUCGGCAACGAGCGGGGAGAAUGACAUCUACACGAAGGGGACUCCGCAGUCCUCGGUAUGGUCCAAUCAAAAAGGGGAAAGAAAGCCACACCAACUGAACGUCUCUCUUCGCUCCCUGGCGAAGAAGUCGGCGCAAUCCAAAUCCUUUUUUUUUUUGUCCGCCCAGCUGGAUGGCGUUAUUCUGCCAGAUGAGGAAAAGACAUUUUCCUUUUCUGUACGAGCAGCAUUCCCUGGUUGCUUCCUACGGUAUUACGAACUGCUUAUGGUCCCCGCUGCUUCCUCUCGCGUUAUUCUGGAGCUGCGUGCCUUUAUACAAGAUGGUGGGCCAUCAGUUGAGACAAUCUCACGCCCUGUCGCGGCUGCACUCGAGGCCAAGGCCGUGGCUGAUACACAGCGUGAGUUAAUCAAUGCCUUGGCAGCGCACCCGCAUGUGUACGAGGCGGCUGAAAUUGCAAAGGCAACUCAGGAUUGUUUGGAUGCUGCCAAGGCCGCGAAAGAGGCUCAAGAUGCGCUGAUUGCAAGGUGGCGCAAGUUAUGGCACGACUCAACGUAUACCGCUAUGCGUAUCCCAUUCAAUAUUGCCGUCUACGGGCGGCUAACGGCUCUACAUCAAAAUCUUGCUCGAACGAUGUCGGCACUGGAAAGCCCACUCCACCAUGAGGAAUGGGAUGGAUCGGUGCAAACAAUACAGGGUGAUCUUUGCAUGUUGCAUGACGCUGUAUCUCGUAACACGCUGCGGGAAGGUUUUAACAUUCUUCUGCGUGCAGCGAUUGUGAGUGAGCAGGAAGAUGAACCGCUUGAUCUUCUCUUGCAACGUGUCGCUGGGAUGGUCGCAUUCUCGGCGCUGGCUCGGCAGACGGGAGAGUUGGACGACAGCAUCUUGCUCAUCCUUGGAGUGCGCGAUCCCCGCGUGCCGCAAAACGGUUUGCGCUUCCCAACUGGCGUGUUGGGUAGCGGUAGUGGUGGUAUUACUGGGGCCGCCGCUGCUGCAGGAGGGGGACGCAAGGUCGCUGGCGGCGGUGGCGGCAAUGCCGCAGCAAUAGGAGGGGGAGGGGGAGGAAAGUCCCAAGGCAAGGCAUCCAACAAAGGAAAAAGAAGUGCAUCGAUUGAAUCCAAUAUUGGCCGCUUUGGCUCCACCGACAAGUCGCCAGCUCUCAACGACAUGAACAUGACAACUGACUCCGUGACGGAGGUUUCUGUUAAGGAAGAAUACAGUGCUCGCCUAUUCUCUGGAAUGCGACGGCUUGUCGGCGACGCCGUUGAUCAGUUUUGCUCAAAUUUGGACUGUUUUCGAUGCACGAUAGAGGCGACGUGUGCAUUGCCACUACUUGAGACCACCGCCUUUCUCCGCGCCGAGGACACACGCACCAUUCAGAACGCAGUUGACAUGGAGGUUGACUUCACGGUGGAUAUUGCUCCACCAAAGAAGAAGAGAUAA